UUUGGUUUGUGAAUUGUGAAAGAAAGAAGAAAAAGGAAGGAAUGGGUGGAGCUCAAGCUAUGAAGAGAAUCCCUCGCAUCAAGUUCCCACAGAGACAUCCCAAACCCUCUGCCUCCGCUGGCUCUGCACCUGAGACGACCGAUGCCAAAUUACCAUUCUUCUCGAGUUCAAAAGCCUCGACAUCACUGGGAGGGAAGGCCUCUCUUCAACCCAAAAGGACUCCUGUGUCCAAAGAGGAGAUUGAGGCAAUUUUGUUGGGCGGCUGCAUCUAAUCGACUGUGUUGGAGAGCAGACUAUAUUUUGCACUCAUUUUCUGUAGCUCUAAGUCAUCAUAAAUUCAUCAUCAACACUUAAUGGUUCUUUUUUAGUUGCCUGGUGUUCGCACGAAACAAAAUACUGAUUUUAAUUGUCAAUAAUAAAAAUAUGCAUUGGAUUGAAAUUGUAAACCAUGAUUAAUUUUUCCAUUGAUGGAAUUCGAAUAUAGAUUCUGAA
Abrus precatorius (Indian licorice) is the source of this 492-nucleotide messenger RNA. RefSeq lists its product as uncharacterized. The record is from RefSeq and is a predicted model, not a curated record. Lineage: Eukaryota; Viridiplantae; Streptophyta; Magnoliopsida; Fabales; Fabaceae. The transcript is spliced from 3 exons. The coding region runs from base 42 to 272 and encodes 76 amino acids.